This is a messenger RNA of Echinostoma caproni, 2361 nucleotides long. The record is from the annotation of a GenBank genome assembly. NCBI's taxonomy places the organism in Eukaryota, Metazoa, Platyhelminthes, Trematoda, Plagiorchiida, Echinostomatidae.
AUGGCACAACACAAAGGAUUAACUGCUCCGCAAAACACUUUCCUCAAUACCAUUGUGGCUCGAGCAGAUGGCGCAUACGACGCGUUUGUGCUGGGCAAUGCGCAGCCACAACACUAUCCAAUUGUCUAUUGUUCUGACGGGUUCCUGGUCCUUACUCGUUAUCCUCGGGCCAGUGUGAUGUCGCGUAGUAGCGUUUGUCACUUUCUCUGGGGACCAAAAACCUCUGCCAAAGAUCGAGCACGGAUACUGAAAGCGUUCAGACGUCGAGCGGAACUGUUUUUGGAACUGGUAUUCUACAAACGAACAGGUGAGCCAUUUCUUUGUGAUCUGAAUAUCAAUCCAAUCAAGAAUGAAAAAGGAUGCGUAGUGUUGUUCUUGUGCAACUUCAUCGGUGUUAGCUCAUCGCGCGGACGGAAACGUCCAAGCAUCAAUACGGCUUUGUCCUAUGGUCAGUUGAAUCACCUACAUUUACGUGAACCCCCUAUUGCUCAAAGUCGUCCCGGGAGCAGGAGUAGUCUACCGAACAAUGCGAUUGCCAUGGAGGAACCAGGAACCGGAUCCAAGUGUGAUUCAUCUAAAGCGAUGAUCAGGUAUCGAACCCGAAAGUCUGACGACUACCUUCGCAGAUCGUAUACUGAUCUGACCAAACUAAUUCACCAGAAUCACCUGUCUGGCCAAGGGGAAUCUCAGGACACCUCGGAAUUGGAACAAAACAAGUACGCAGAUGAGCAUUCAGUUCUACCUAAUCACCGAGUAAUGUUGGCCAAUUCCGUACGCAGUUCCUCAUCUGACCGGACAGCAAACAUUGAGCCAGACUAUUCCGGGUUAUCUUAUUCCUUCACUGCAAAUCAAUCGAGUGAAUUGAACGCCCUAGGAGGGGAACCCGGCGUGUACAGUAUGCCUGCUCGAAUGAGACUCCGAUUGGAUCCAAGCACACGGGAGAAAUAUCCGGUGAGCAGCGAGACGGUACCUGUGCCGGCCGGAUCGUUAGACUUAAACGAACCGUUUAAUGUGACUCAAGGGAAGCUUCCAGUUCCCGAGUAUUCAAAUGUGAAAAUAUCCCAGCUCUCAUCUGCAUCAUCCGCGAGCAAUUUGCCAGACAAACCGUAUUCCCCUCAAUCAUCACAAUCCCUGUUACGUCAGAAUACCGUCGGUUCGCAUCAACUUAUUACCGGUAUUGGUGAGGCGAUCGGGCUUCGUGCGCAUGAAAAACACGACGUAAUGUCCGGCAAACAACACGCAGCUUCUCGGUUUCAACAUCAACCAUGGAGUUUCAACGGCACAUUUGAUUGUACCGGUGGAUCUGUUCGGUACGAUGAUGAUAUGCACGAGGUUCAAACAGAUUUUUCUAACGAACGUCCUCUGUUCAAUGGGAAUGGGCAUAAAACACAUUCCGGAAAAGGUCUGAGUAUUGAUCUGGUAUGUGAACCGGAAACUGAGGAUUUACAAAACAUGGGCAAAUGUUGUCCCAUUUCGGUGAACCAUAUUGUUCGCAAUAUACCAGAUGUUCACCAUGAUCCGGAUGCUGUUUUCUCCUUCGAAUCAUGGUAUAAAUGCUAUGAGGACAUAUUCACGGGCGAGCAUGGUUCCUACGAUGAAGCCCCACGAAUUUGUCUUCUGUUAUGCCAAUUGGAUCCAACAGAACAUAACCGUUACUCCAACUACAUACUUCCGGCGGAACCACGAACACUGAAGUUCCCCGAUACGAGCAAACCGCUAAAGAAGAUAAUCGGACAAACGGUUCCCUUAUUCAAUAUUCGCUCAAGCGGUAUCGAUGUCGAGGCCUCGCCCAAUAUUCAAAGCUACAAAAGUUGCGGCGUCGUGCGUUCUCCACCCCGUGGCAACGUGGAAUCAUUUCCGGUGCAAAACAAAGGCUCCACUAUGAUCCGGUUUCUCUCUGGCCUACUUCAAGCUUUCCGAUUGCUCUCGUCGAAUAGAGCAACUGGCUUGACAAAGGAACGAAGGAGAACUUCAACCGGGCGAUGCCACUUCACCAAAUCACCGGGUCAGCGGGUGACGGAGUCCAACGACAACACAACCAUGAAAUCCAUGUGUACGAGAUCGCCAGGACGUAUGGGAAAACAUCAGUCCAGUCGUAACUUUACCCUUGGCUCAGUAACCGCGUCUUCCGUGUGUGAGCCCCCGUACUCGCCUGCUUCAUCGUCCCCCUCCACCUCGUCGUCCAAUUCCUCCACCUCUUCCUCCCUAUCGACCAAAACUAGCAGUGAUGUGGAUGAACCGGAUCCAAGCAAUUAUAGUUUCAAACGACGGAAAUCAUUUGCUAUUUUGCACAAUAUUCCGCUCAGGAAACAGAAGAAACGUAACACGGAGAAACUUAAUCAGGUAAUUGCUUAUAUUUAA